GGUACUGGCGGAACGAGCGCGACAGGACGAGGAGCUCCUCGCAACCAGUCCUUUUGUCAUAGAAGACAAAGAAAUGAUGGAAUGUAUCCAGGAAUUCCCCGAACACUAUAAAGUUAUUUUGGAUAGACUGAAUGAACAACGUGAGCAGGACCAAUUUACAGAUAUCACUCUGAUUGUCGAUGGUCACCAUUUCAAAGCUCAUAAGGCUGUUCUUGCUGCCUGUAGCCAGUUCUUCUACAAAUUCUUCCAAGAUUUCACUCAGGAGCCCUUGGUGGAGAUUGAAGGUGUAAGCAACAUGGCUUUUCGUCACCUAAUUGAGUUCACCUAUACAGCAAAACUAAUGGUCCAAGGUGAGGAAGAAGCAAAUGAUGUUUGGAAAGCAGCUGAGUAUCUACAGAUGUUAGAAGCGAUCAAAGCUCUUGAAAUCAGGAACAAAGAAAAUUCAUCACCCUUCAAAUCAAAUCAAAUGCAAGAUAAAAAUAAACUGAAAAAGAGGAAGAUAGCUGAAACCUCUAAUGUUAUCACAGAAACGCUGCCAUCUGCAGAAUCGGAGCCUGUUGAAAUUGAGGUUGAGAUUGCUGAAGGGACAAUUGAAGUGGAAGAUAACAGCAUCAAAACACUUGAAGUAGCUUCUGCAGAGCAAUCUAUAAAGUACAUACAGACAACAGGUACAUCAGAUGAAUCUGCUUUGGCUCUUUUGGCAGAUAUCACCAGUAAGUAUCGUCAGGGAGAGACAAAAUGCCAGAUCCAAGAAGAAGGUGAUAGAGCAACUGAUCCCUCAUGCAAACAGGAACAUAUGAAAACACACACUACUGAGAGUUACAAGUGUGACAUAUGCAAUAAAAGGUACCUACGAGAGAAUGCUUUGAAACAGCACCUAACCUUUUACCACCUUGAUGAACCUGGUGCCAUCAAGAAGCAAAGACCUGGCAAAAAAAUACAUAUAUGCCAGUACUGCAAUAAGCAGUUUGACCACUUUGGACAUUUUAAAGAGCACCUUCGGAAGCACACAGGUGAAAAACCAUUUGAAUGUCCAAACUGCCAUGAACAUUUUGCUAGGAAUAGCACACUCAAAUGUCACCUGACAGCUUGUCAGUCUGGAGUUGGAGCUAAAAAGGGAAGAAAGAAGCUGUAUGAAUGCCAGGUUUGUAACAGCAUGUUUAACAGCUGGGAUCAAUUUAAAGAUCACUUGGUGAUACACACUGGUGACAAACCCAACCACUGUACCUUAUGUGAUUUGUGGUUUAUGCAAGGCAGUGAGCUGAGAAGGCAUCUCAAAGACAUGCACACUAUUUCAGAACAAGUAGUGACAGAAGAGGUUCUUCCAGUGGAAGCUAUGGAAGCUGAACCAAUAACAUCAAUGACUAUAAUAGAGCAAGUGGAGCAAGUCCAUGUCCUACCAGUAAUUCAGGUACAAGUGGAUCCUGCACAGGUAACUGUGGAACAAAUGCACCAGGGUCUCAUACAGGACAGUCAAGUGAAAGGCACACAGGUGGAGGAACUGCAAGAACAGUUGCAAAUUAGUUACUUGGAAGUUGAACACAUUCAGACUGAGCAAGGUGCUGAAGUUCAUGUGGAGCAGUUACAUGUUGAGCAUGUAAAUCAAAUACAGAUGGAAGAAGUACAGGCAGAACUUAUAGGUGGAACAGACCUGGAACAAGUGGAAUAUGAGAGUGUUGAUCAAAAAGAAGCAGAAGAAAAGGAAGCUAGUCAAGUAGAUGAUGUAGCUAAGGAAGAUGAUGAAUAA
Molecule: messenger RNA, 1747 nt
Organism: Calypte anna (Anna's hummingbird)
Lineage: Eukaryota; Metazoa; Chordata; Aves; Apodiformes; Trochilidae
Product: zinc finger protein 131
Exons: 8
Coding region: 74-1747 (557 amino acids)
Biological process (GO): regulation of transcription by RNA polymerase II
Cellular component (GO): nucleus
Molecular function (GO): RNA polymerase II cis-regulatory region sequence-specific DNA binding; DNA-binding transcription factor activity, RNA polymerase II-specific; protein binding
Source: RefSeq, a predicted model, not a curated record